CCAAUAUUAAACAUUAAAUGGUCUUUCUCAAACUCAUAUUACACACAACCAUUGCGAUAAUAUUCAUAAGUUGCCCAAUAUCAAUUAGCUCUUAUUAUUUAUAUGAUCAUAUACAAACUGACAAAUCAUAAGUAAUAUUUUGUAUAACAUAUAGACAGUCUACGCAUUAAAAAUACCUUUGACUUAUUUUAUAUUAUAUCAUUUAGGAGUCAUUUAUAUUUGGGUUAUUUUAAUUUGGCAUGCCUAUUUAGGAACUGGAGAUAAUUUUAGAAACUUACUUAUCAAUAUCUGGCAAAAUCACUACAAAGUCUCUUAUCCAAUUGUAUUGUUUAAUGAGGUAGAAUAUUUUAAGUAAUUCAACUAGAUUUUUAGUUUUGUUAUAGCUCUCUAUGGGACUUUUGAUACAAACCUAUAAAAAUAUACAGCAACCCAGUUAUUGUAUUAUGCAUCUGCUUUUUUUGUAUGCAAUCAUGUUUACUCAUUUUAUUCAAGAAACAUUGUUCGAAGAAAUGAUGUAAAUUAACUUCCACAUUGUGACAAAAGAUUAUUUUAAACAUACGAAUACCUUUUUUAUUUUUAAACAUUGAUCAUUUUUGUUUGUAAAUUAUUGUGUUUUUUAUUUUAGGCUUCUAUUAUUCUAUCAAAUUUGAUAAUUUGCAAAAAGAAAUUAAACCUUUUAUAAAAUUUCUUAUCAACUAGUUAAUGUUCCAUGUCUUUGAGAUUACAAAAAUAUAUUUUGUCAUAAAUCUAUUCGUUUUAAUUUAAUUCCUUUAAGUUAUAAUAGAUGGUAUCUAAUUAGUUAUUGACUAUAAUUAAAUUUCUUAUAUAAUUGCUGGUCUAACUAUUGCAAGCAUAAUUAUAGCAUUUGUCUAUAAUUUACAUAUAUUAGUAAAUAUAUAUAUAUUUCAAGGGUUAAUAUUAUUUGUAACUAAGGAAUUGUAGAGAUGGGAGAUUUUUUAAUGAUAACCCUUAAGUUUAAAUCACUAAUUUGAGAGAAGAAGAUUUAGAAAAGUUAGAAAUUAAAUCCUUUAAUUCCUAAUUAGAAGUGUAAUAAAAAAGAAACUAAGCUGUAGAUUUAGCUUAGUUAGAAGAAUAAAAUAAUAAUACUAUAUAAUGCCCAAUUUGUGGAGAUGACUUUCAAAAACGAUAGAAAAUUAUAUUGUUAGAAUGCUAACAUAUAUUUCAUUCAGACUGUCUAAUAAAAUGGCUCAAAAUUAAAAAUUCUUGUCCUUACUGUAGGAGAUCAGCAGUAAAUUGUUAAUAAUGA
Molecule: messenger RNA, 1267 nt
Organism: Paramecium sonneborni
Lineage: Eukaryota; Ciliophora; Oligohymenophorea; Peniculida; Parameciidae
Source: the annotation of a GenBank genome assembly